Molecule: messenger RNA, 6040 nt
Organism: Zootermopsis nevadensis
Lineage: Eukaryota; Metazoa; Arthropoda; Insecta; Blattodea; Termopsidae
Gene: Cap-D3
Product: Chromosome associated protein D3
Biological process (GO): meiotic chromosome condensation; mitotic chromosome condensation
Cellular component (GO): condensin complex; condensed chromosome, centromeric region
Molecular function (GO): histone binding
Source: RefSeq, a predicted model, not a curated record
UUCCACCGUAAGCUUCUGUGGAGGAUUCGGUUGGAUAAACUAUGAAUUCAUCGGUUCAAUUUUAUCGUGAGUCUGUGCUCGCUUGUUUUGGUUAUAUGAAUCCGAGGUUGUGUCUUUCAUUGGAAAUGCUUAGUUUGAAGUGCGAUACAUGUAGGUUAUCUAUAUACGUUAGAACAACCUAGCAAUUUGAUUGCUUUGGUGUGAAUGUACAGGCGGGCAACGGAUCGUCUGCUGCGGAUUGCUUCGAUAUGCAUGACAACACGGCAUUACAACCCAUAAAACACAUUGAGAUUUGUCGUCUGUCACUAUGAGCUACGAAGAAUGUUGCUUUUUGGACAUUUUCAGCCUUCGCACCUACGUAGCUAAAUUUGAAUUAAUUUCUGUGAUUGGUUGAUAUUGUUUUGUAAAUAUAGUAUACCACGGUUAGGAAAGCCAUUUGUCGUAUUUUUUUAUAGAUAGGAAGAAAAUGUGGUUCGUGGUGGAAUUCACUGUUAAGCAGUUCAUAAAGUGAUUAUUGCAAACGCAAAACAAGGAUUACAUGUUUUGGUCUAAGACAGUCGGUCCUUUUAACUGUAUGUGCAUUUGGGCAUGUCUCUUUCAUAAAAGAGUUCGUUAGAAAUUUCAAUUUACUUUUAUAAAAAUGGAUGUUAUUGAAGCAGUGAAGGACCUGAAGUUAGACACAUUGGAUUGUGAUUACAUAGAGUCCGUGUGGACCCAGGAGUUUAUGGGUGAUGCAAAAUUGCCAGAUGUGUAUAAGAAGAACUGUAACAGAGAUUACAUAGAAGUUAUUAAUGAUAUUAUUGCAGCAGUUGAUAGCUGGCAAGCCAGCGAUCAGCUUGUGGUGAAUACAGAUACCGUGGACACUGAAGAAUUCCAGGAUAAAAGUUGGAAGCAGCUUACUGAUUUGAAAUUGCUUUGCAAGGCCCUGUUGUCUGUUUUGUGGAGUUUCAUUAGAGAUGGUGAGCGAAACAAAUGUGAUGAAGUUUCAAGGAUCCUUUCUCUGAAAGCAGCUACCUUGUAUUUGAAACUUCUGACAGUUUCUGGAAGCAGAGUUUACCAUGCAUUUCAUCCUUGCUUGUGCUUAAAAUCAGUAAACGUUUUAAAAUUAGGAAUUCUGGCUACUUCCAAACGAAAGAAAACAUCAAUCAAUCAUGGUGUAGAUACAACAAGAGAAGAAAUGUUUACAAAUGGCAUGAGUAAAAUACAGUUGAGUGUACAAGAAAUAGCUAAUCUAGCAAAUGAACUUAGUGUGGUAAUGCAGGCAUUGCAGUUAUUUGUAACAAAGUUCUCUUUGGAAACACAGCAAGAGUUACUGGAAGACAUCAUUGAAAGACUUGCUGAAACAACAAGAUUGGAAGUGAAUUCAUCCAACUUAAUGACAAAUGUAGUGAACAGAUCAGAUGUUGAUGUAUGUUUGUCAACUCUCUCAUGCAGUGCAUAUGAAUGCCUGAAGUUGUUGUGUUCUUCGCAGCAUGGCGAUGUAGAAGAUAUUGUCAUUAUUGUUAUGAAAUACCUUCUCCCCAGUGUGCUUUUAGCUGAUCAUGAUUUGUCAUUUCGUGAACAGUGCACACUAAGAGAACAUGCUGUGCAUUUUAUCAAGUACCUGCAUUUUACUUUGAAGGAGGUAACACAUAGAGGUGUAACAAUAUUAAUCCAUCAUGUGUUUACAAGAAUUGGUGAAAAAGCAGAAAUUCGUCAAAAAGGAAAAGAAACUAUAGUUGACAUAAUGAAAAUUUUAUCCUACAAACAAUACACAGAGCUUGUGAGAUGGUUGUUAGAUUGUGCUCAUAGUGAUAAAGCAUCAUAUAGACUUCUUGCAGUGGAAGUGAUUGCGCAGCUUUUAUAUGAAGAACCACACAUCCCUUCUUAUGCCAGCAUUGCUUUGGGUUAUGAUUCACAGGAUAAUAGCAGUGCUGACAACAGUCCAGGUUUGGCAUUUAGUGCCAGGAUUGGUGAUACCUUACAUAGGUUCAUGUUGGCCGUGAUAUUUGCUCGAUGUCGUGAUUCAUCGGGAAUUGUCAGGGCAAAAGCAUUGUCACUUCUUGUACAGUGUAUGAAAACUGAUAACAUGACGGUGUGCAGUUUAAUGAAUGAGAUAUUUGUACUGAAUCAGCAAGACAAUGAAAAUGAGAAAGGAUUCCUGAAUUACAAACAGAUAAUUGCAGCAUUAAAAAGGAAAAGUGACAUGAAUCCACUUCCAGAUGCAAAAGUGAUAAUUGACGAAUUUAAAAACCUAGCAUGUGAUCAUAAAGUUAAUGUGAGGAAGGCAGCGUUGCAGGUUUUGGAAGGCAUCGUGAAAUUGAAGAGAAGCUGGCUAACAGUGAGCAUUCUGAAGAUGUUGGGGACUAGUUGCCGAGAUCCUGCAGUUUCAGUUCGCAAGGAGAUGGUCCAUAUCCUUUCUGACUUGCUGCAGCAAUAUCCUGAUGAUAAAGAACUUGCUAAAAUUUGGGCAAAAUGUGUUGUACCUCUUGUCUUGGAUCAAGAAGGCAAAAUUCAGGAGUGUGUCCUAAAGGUUAUGAGGCUGUUGAUUGUGGAUAACUUGACAAAGUACAGCCAGCAGCAGGAUGACAUAUGGUAUGUCUUACCGUGGACGCUGCUGGCUAAUAUUGUGCACUUUGAUCUUCAAUUCUGCUUCAUGAAGGCUUGUGAGGUGUGGGUGAAGCAAAAGGAAAUUAGAAAUGGUUUGGUAAAAGAUUUAUGCACUCAUGUGGGUACUGAAAACAACAUUCCAGCAUGGAUUGUUCUUUACUGCUUGUCUACACAAAUGGAUUUCAAGAAUCCAAUGUUUGCUAUAGAGUAUUAUCGACAAACUGUUGUAUCAAGUGAGGCAUCAGUGUCCUUGCUGGUAAUAGUCCUGGAAGUGUUGCUGUCCUGUUGUGGUUAUCUUCCUCAUCGUGUGCAGAGGGAUUUGCUGAAUGAGCUGAUAAAUAGUCUGUGUAACUUCAGUGUACAGAGGGAACUGAUCCGUCUGAAUGUGCAGAUUUCUGUUGCGCUUACACAUUAUUUGGCAGAGUCAAAGAAAGAAGCAAAGAAGAAAGUUAAGUCAUGGACUGGUGAGCUCUUGCAGAGGUCUCAGAUGUACCUAGAGGAUACAUUUCAGUCUGAUUCCACAAAGAAAUGUGACAGAGAUCAGUUUCUUUGCCAUCUGCACACUAUAGGAGAAGCUGCAAUGCAUAACCCAAGACGAGUCAGUGAGAAAACAUUUCAGCUACUUCAGCACUUCCUUUGCAGAUCAGAAGCAAAUGGUUUGAGGAACAUAACUGUAGAUCCAGUUGCCAAAGCUCUUGCAGUUGUCACUGUGGGAAAAUUGUGUGUGCUGAACCAGACGUGGGCAAAGCAGGCAGCAAGACCACUUGUGAAGCUGCUUAAAUUCUCACAAGAUAUGUCCACAAUAAUGAAUAUCAUAUUUGUGCUUAGAGAUCUGUGUGUACGGUAUGGAUCUAUGAUGGAACCUUAUCUGCCGAGCCUGUGGUUAUAUCUAAAGGAUGUGACUGCAGAGGUACGAUUUACCGCAUUGAGAUGCCUUGUGGAGCUCCUGCAGGGCAACUACAUCAAGUUUCGUGGUGCACUGUUUUUCCAUCUCUUAAGCAUGCUGUGUGACACUGAUGAGAAUGUGGUUGAAUUUACUACCAAUUUCCUGCGAGACUGCCUUGUGGCAAGAAACAAGAACAUAAUGUAUGAACACUUCAUUGAUGCUGUGUUUCACUAUAAUGGUUAUCAAGAUCAUGAAGUGUAUGGCAAAUGUUCAUUGUCAAGAGAAGAACAGAUGAAUUUUCUAAUGAAAGGAGACGAGUUGAGGGAGAGCAGGAAGCUGCUUUAUGGGUUUAUGUUGGAUAACAUGGACGAUGAACAUCGUAUGCUGACUAGAAACAACCUUGUGAUGAAAGUGCUUGAGGCUGUUUCAGAGGGACAGGUAAGCCUGAAUGAAGAUGGUGAGAAUGUGGUCUUGGAUGCUAUACACAUACUAAAUAGCAAGCAGAUCCAUCUGAGUGCAGUCUAUCAGGAAUGUGAAGAUGACCCUGCAGCUGACAACAUAGAUAAAGUAACAAAUAUCUUGGUGAAGGCUAGAAAUAAAGCAAUUGCAGAGUGUGUGAAGAACAACAUGAUUGAGAAUGUUGUACCAGUCAUCAUUCAUCUCAAGGCAGUUCUCCAGGAAAAGAACUCACGUCUCUUGCCCCAUCUCAUGCUGUAUGUGAGGGACAUGAUGAAGGAGUACAAGAAUGAGGUUAAACAAAUUUUUGCAGAAGAUGGACAGAUGGCAAUAGAAAUCUUACAUGACAUUGGAGAACUGGGAAAAAAAGAAAAGCAGUGUGAAAAUAUGCAAAGAAGGCAAGAAAAUGUUUCAUCCAUGAUUUUGGAGCAUAUUCCUUCCAGAACUAGUGCUUUGCUUCAGAGCUUCUCUCCAUGGGUAUGGGCGAGUCUUGGUCCUGAAAUCAGCAGGUGUUACAGAGCUGGUGGAGACAAGGUAGUUGUGCAAUAUGCACGUGCCAAGUUACAGCACAUCAGGAACCUGGCCCAGCAGAGGCGUGGUCAUAACAGAAAAAGUAGUCAGUCAGGUGUAGACAGUGAGGAUUUUAUUCGAGAACCAAAACAAGAAGGUACAAGUGAAGAUACUGAUGAUGAAGCCACAGAACUUGAGUUUGGUAUGGAUGAGACUUUGAUGGAAGAAGAUUAUGGGACUAGGGACACUGUGGAAGAAAGAAUUGAAGGUAGGGAGAAUGUAGAUGUAGAAUUGGGGACGAGAAAGAUUGCAGGAGAAGCCGUUGAAGAAAGGGAGGCUGUAGUUGCAGAAUGUAGAUUGAGGGAGACUAUUGAGAAAGAAUUUGAACUUGGAGAGUCUAUAGGAGGAAUUAAAAACAAGGAGGCUAUGGAAGGAGAAUUUGGUAUGAGAGAAACUUCAGAAGUGGAAAAUGAGAUGGGGGAAACUUUAGCAGAAACAAAUGAGAUCGUAGAAUCUUUGGAUUUGGAUAAUGAGAUGAGGGAGGUGGAGAAUGAUGAGAUGACAGAGACGGGAAAGAAAGAUGAGAUGAGAGGGGUUUUUCAGGAAGGUUUGAAGAAUCUGAAUAUGCAUGUUAAAAGAAAUUUACGCCAGAAUGUAAAUAAGCAGGGUGUGGAUUCUGAAACCCCAAGUACAAGUACAGGUAAUAUUACCCCAAAGACAAGAGGAGAUGUCAAAACUCCUGGUGAGAUAAAUACUACAACAUUCUUAUCUAAUAUUUGUGCUGGUCACAAUGAAACUCUGUGCUUUAGACCGCAGGAAAACAGAUGAGAAAGGAAAGCUCACUUACCAGAGCAAGAGCCCGCAAAACCACAGAGAUGGAACUUGAACACCAAGUACUUUGUACAUGAAGUACACUUCUGUAGUGAAGAUGUGACAUCUGGACUCGAUUUGCUGCUUCCUAGUCAAGGAUGUUUUCUAUGUGAACAAGGGAUUUGGUGUCCAUCUUUCACCUCUGUGCUUCUGUGAGCCCUUUCUCUGAUAGGUGUCAUUUUCUUAUUUAUUUGUUGUAUAUUCAUUUAUCUUCUGAGAUCAUUUUACUUUUAAUUAAAACAUUUUAAAGUAUCAUAAAAUAUGAAAGAAUAAGAGAACUGAGGCUGUGCAUGCACAAAACCUACUGCAGUGUACGUGAUGUUUUCAGCUACCAUAUACCAACUGCUGAUGUUCUGUUAUGCUAUGUAUUACUGCAUUCAUUUAUCCACAGUUCAGUGUCCACAAAAUAUAAUUCAGGAUAUCCAAAUAUUUGGACAUUGUAUGUGUGAGAGAGAAAUGUUACUACAUAUAGAGAUUCUAGUUAGUAUAUUUCUGUCAUUGUUCUGUUACCAUGAAACCACAUAGAAUAUAAGUACAUGUACUAUUUGUAACAAUUGAUUUGGAUGCUAGUAAUAUAUGAAUGCCAUGCCAGAACUAUUGGACAUAAUUUCUGGUCUCAUUUAAUGGUUUUCCUUUUUGUACAGCAUCACUAAAUGAUAGAUUUUAAAAUGUAACUUAUUCCUGAAUUGUUUUUAAUAUGAUUUAUUUACAAUAAAUUACAAAAAUCUA